Molecule: messenger RNA, 957 nt
Organism: Haemonchus placei
Lineage: Eukaryota; Metazoa; Nematoda; Chromadorea; Rhabditida; Trichostrongylidae
Source: the annotation of a GenBank genome assembly
AUGAGAUACUAUGGUUCAAGAAGGAUAGUUUUUAUGUUCAAGGGCUUGAUUGGCCAUGGAGGAUACGGUGAGAUUUACUAUGCUGUGGACAUCAGAACUGCAGAUGAAGUGGCUAUAAAGGUGGAACCGAAAAAGAGGAAGGGUCGCACAGUUAAAAGAAUGAUUCUGGAGCAGAAGGUUCUUCUUCGACUACAAGGCAGACCACACAUACCAAAGAUGAUUGCUUCCGGUCACGAUAAUAGAAUUAAUUUCAUCGGGCAAAUUGAAGUGGGUAAUACGGUUGAAUUGGCGUUAUUUUCAGUUAUGCAAUUACUCAGUAUCAAUAUUGGAGAUUUGAAAAAGGCAAGUCCAGUAAAAAGGCUAGGUAGAAGCACUGUUGGGCGAAUCAUGCAACAGGCAAUAGCUGCUCUACGAGAUAUUCAUUUGGGUGGAUAUAUUCACAGAGAUGUAAAACCUGCUAACAUGUGUUUCGGAAUCACUCCUCAGAGCCGUCACAUACUCGUAAUAGUUGACUUUGGUCUUGUACGGCGAUUUAAGAACUUAGAUGGCACUACUCGUCCUUUGAGACCAAGAGCAGGAUUUAGAGGAACAGUGCGUUACGUGUCCAUCCGGGUGCAUGACCGCAUUGAUCAGUGUCCUGCAGAUGAUCUCGUAUCCCUCGUUUACUCAGGUCUAGAACUUCUUGUUGGCGAUUUGCCAUGGAAGUACAUAGUGAAAGGUGAAGAUGUUAAGCAAGCCAAACUAGAACUGCAAGGUGAUCCUCAAACCUCUUUCCUCUCCUUGACAUGCGAUUCAUAUCAAGAAUUUGCUCGUGCGGUAUUCAGCUUGAACACUGGAGAGGAACCAAAUUAUGCCGCACUACAAGCUUUGCUUACAGAAAUGGUUGGAGAUCGGAAGAUGAGCGAUCCAUAUGACUGGGAGAUGAACUAUCGCGAGGCCAUCGAAGGUGUGCGGUAA